CAUAUUUUUAAAUCAAUUUUAGUUUUUGGCUGCCAUCAAUUCUCAUAAAAAAAAGCCAGGUAUAUAUGUAUAUAUUAUAUAUUAUAUAAUAUAAAUGUUACAUAAGGUUUAUAUAUUGCUUAUAUAUAUUCUCUUUCUCUAAUCUCUAUAAUAUAUAUAUAUUUUAGAUUGGAGCUUUCACUUGGUGGUUGGUUUGCUUUUUUUUUUUCACUUGGUGAUUGUGAUAUUGGACAAUUGGCGAUAUUGAAUUUAUAAUAGCAACAAAUACCAGGUUCUUUUGUUCCUUUAUUCACUUCUAAUUUAAUUAUUACUCUCUUGAUUGUUCUUUGAAAUAUUAUAUUAGUCCUUUUUUUUACUAUGCCUCCCAAUAUUAGAAAACAUGAGUCUGGGUAUGAAAAACGUAAGAAAAAGAAAAAAAUUGAGGAGUUAACUCAAUCUCAAAAAGGAGCUCUUGAUAAAUUUAUUAUAAAAGAACCAUUAGUUUCUUUAAAAAAUCAUAAUUAUGACAUUGUUGAUGUUGAAAUUCUUGAAAAUGUGGUUCCUAAUGAAAAUGUUAGUAUUGAGAAUCAAAAUGAAAGUGUUGAUAUGGAAAGUAGAGGUGAUGUGUCUAUUGAAAAUGUUAAUGUGGAAAAUAAUAGUGAUGAGUCAUUUAAAAAUGAUAAUAUGGAAAAUCAAAAUCAUAAUACUACAAAUAGUGAUGAUGAUCAUUUGAAUAAUUCACUUAAAAAUGAAGAUGUUUUAGAGGAUAAUGAUGAUAACAAUGCAGAGCAAUCAAACCCAUUUGAACAUUUGCUUGAUAUAUUUGAUCCAAGAAAUUGGGAUGCUCUUGAUUCAAAAAUGAUUGAUUUAUUAGUGUUGAAGGGUCCAAAAAGAGAUUAUUCUGUUAUGAGUGGUUCUAAAACUAAAUUUUCUAGACGAUUCACUGCUAAUUUGUAUCCUAGAGUUUUAUCAAAUGGAGAGAAGUGUGAUCGAGAUUGGCUUGUUUAUUCAAAAGAGUUAGAUAGAGUAUUUUGUUUUUAUUGUAAAGUUUUUAAAAGUGGGAUUGGUAGAGGCAUGUUAACAAAUGAAGGCUUUAGUGAUUGGGCGCAUAUUGGUGAAAGACUUAAAGAGCAUGAGAUUAGCAUGGAACAUGUUAAAUAUAUGACCACUUGGUAUGAAUUGCGUCUAAGGCUUAAAAAGAAUCAAACGAUUGAUAAAACUACUCAAAGGCUAAUUGAAAAAGAAAAAGAUCAUUGGAAAAAAGUUUUACUAAGAAUUAUUUUAAUAGUGAAAUUUCUUGCUAAACAUAACUUAGCCUUUCGUGGUUCUAAUGAGAAAUUGUAUCAAAAUAGUAAUGGAAAUUUUUUGGGCUUAAUUGAAAUGUUAGCAGAGUUUGACCCUGUUGUCCAAGAACAUGUUAAACGCAUCACAAAUGAUGAUAUUCACAAUCAUUAUCUUGGACAUAACAUCCAAAAUGAGUUAAUACUUUUGCUUGCUUCUGCAAUCAAAACUGAAAUAAUUAAAAAAGUUAAACAAGCAAAGUAUUUUUCUGUGAUACUUGAUUGUACUCCUGAUGUUAGUCAUCAAGAGCAGAUGUCCUUAAUAUUGAGAUAUGUGGAUGUUUCUUCACAUUCGGUUAACAUUGAAGAAUCUUUUUUAGGAUUUUUAAAUGUGAAUGAUGCAACUGGUCAAGGACUUUUUGAUGUUUUACAAAAUGAGUUGAAAAAACUUAAUCUUGACAUAUUUGAUGUGCGAGGACAAGGUUAUGAUAAUGGGUCAAAUAUGAAAGGAAAACAUCAAGGUGUACAAAAAAUUUUUUUAGACAUAAAUCCAAGAGCCUUUUAUACUCCUUGUGGAUGUCAUAGUCUUAAUUUGACAUUAUGUGACAUGGCUGAAUCAUGUAGUAAAGCUAGAGAUUUUUUUGGAGUUAUCCAGCGCAUAUAUACGAUUUUUGCCAAUUCUACUAAAAGAUGGCAAAUUUUGAAAGAUAAUGUGAAAGGAUUGACUCCAAAAUCAUUGUCAUCCACUCGUUGGGAAAGUCGUGUAGAUAGUGUUAAAGCUAUAAGAUUUCAAAUAUCAGACUUUAGAGAAGCUUUACUUGAAGUGUCAGAAAAAGAUGAACUUGAUUCUAAAAUAAGAAGUGAAGCAAAAUCCUUAGCAACAAAUGAGCUUGGAGAUUUUGAGUUUUUAAUAGCAAUUAUUAUUUGGUUUGAAAUAUUAUCUGCUAUUAAUUUAGUUAGCAAGCUUUUACAAUCAAAAGAUAUGCUUAUUGAUGUUGCUAUGGAAAAAAUAAAAGGGUUAAUUUAUUUUUUUGAAAAAUAUAGAGAAACAGGUUUUUAUGAUGCCUUGAAUAGUGCUAAGGAAAUUGCUAUUGAUAUGAAUAUUGAUCCAAUUUUUCCUCAAAGACGUACAAUUAGAAGAAAAAGACAAUUUGAUGAGAAUUUGAAUACCCUGUCUAUUGAGUUAUCAGGAGAAGAAUUUUUUAGAAUUAAUUAUUUUUUUUACCUUGUUGAUCAAGCCAUUGUUUCUCUUACUAAGCGAUUUGAACAAUAUGAAGAAUAUGAAAAUAUUUUUGGUUUUUUGUUUACUUCUGAUAAGCUCCAAUCAUUAGACAAUACAUGUUUGAAGUCUUGUUGUAGUCAUUUUGAAAAGACAUUGAAACAUAAUGAACAAUAUGAUAUUGAUGGAAAUGAAUUAUAUGUGGAGUUAAAGUUAUUAAGAGAAAUCUUGCCUAGGGAAAAAAUGAGAGCUAUUGAUAUAUUGAAAUUUUUGAAAGGCGUAGAUUGUUUUCCUAAUACAAUUAUUGCGUACAGAAUUUUAUUGACUAUUCCUGUGACAGUUGCUUCGAGAAGAAGUUUUUCGAAAUUGAAGUUGUUGAAGUCCUACCUGCGGUCUACCAUGUUACAAGAAAGACUUAAUGGAUUAGCAUUGAUCGCGAUUGAAAAUGAUGUUUUAGAAACUGUAAAAUAUGAAGAGAUGGUUGAUCAAUUCGCUUCAAAAAGUGUGCGAAGAAUGACCUUUUUUAAAUAG
Cannabis sativa is the source of this 3009-nucleotide messenger RNA. RefSeq lists its product as uncharacterized. The transcript has a single exon. Bases 358 to 3009 code for a protein of 883 amino acids. NCBI's taxonomy places the organism in Eukaryota, Viridiplantae, Streptophyta, Magnoliopsida, Rosales, Cannabaceae. The record is from RefSeq and is a predicted model, not a curated record. Gene Ontology annotation, molecular function: protein dimerization activity.